UGAGUCCAUUGUCUGACUGUACAUCACGAUGGCAGAGCAAAAGCAGAAUUCAAAGGCAGUGGAAGAAGAGGAGGUGAAGGAAGAUGAUAAAGAAGAAGCGACAGACUUGAGCACAAUUUGCUCUGAAAGCACUUUUGAAACGGAAAACCUAGAGGGGCUUGGGAGUGGUGGACAUCUGACCCCAGAAGGUGAAAGCAGCAGGCUCCUCCCAUCUGAAAAACCUUCCGUGGAACUGGGUGGCUCCCAUACUGUGACCUGCACCCUCACAGUCUCACUAGCUCUCCCUGCCCUGCCUACAAGACAAAAUCAGGAGAAAGCCAAUCCCCCUGAUAUGCAAGGAAAGAGAAUUCAAGUUGUUGAAUCAGGUUCUAUUCUAAGAAUGCAACGUUGCUAUCACAUUGAGUACUUCCUUCUACCAGAUGACCUCAUACCUAGAAAAAUGGAUUUGGUGUUGUUUGGGGUGGACGCAAAACUAUUUACAGAAUCUAAUUCUGAGGCUGUUACACCAUGGUUUGAAAAUGACAAGAUGUGGAUAUCAUGGAAUCAUAGUGUUGAUAUCAAUGUCACUAAUGAAUAUAUAAUAAAACUAAGAGAUCACAAAAUAAUUUUAAAAAUCUGGGAUACCAAGAACAAAGUUCCCUCAAAAGUAAGGCAUAGUAAACCAACAAUUGCUUCUUCACUAGAAGGGGAUGCAGAGGAUGUUGGUGCGGUAAAACACACAGUUCUAUUGCAGAGAAAAUUCUUUGAAGAGAGUCAGCCAGCACCCUGCCGUACAAAAAUCAAAGCAGCAAAGGAAUCCAAGGCACAGGAGGAGUCUUCAGCCCUUCCUGUUGAAGCAGAAGCAGCUGAUCUGAAUGGACCAGCAACAUCUAUUUCUCGUUUGCCCCAUCCAUCAAGGACAGAUGACUUAGAUAGAGUGAGAUUUCUGGACAAGGCCAAACUUCGGAAGCAGAAAGCAGUUACUGGUCCUCUAGUUAAUUCAACUUCAAAAGAAGCUGAGAAAACAAAUGGUAAUGUGCGAAUUCUGACAUAUGGAGCAGACAAAACAGCCACCACAAAUGGUGGAAGAGGUUCUGGUCCUAAAAGAACCAUGGAUGCUACUGUGGCAAAGAGUUGUGGCAUUGCUUCACUGCAGCUGGCUGUCAUGCCUCUCCUCUCAGGAGAAAAAUCAGUGAUCAGUCGUCUGGCAGAAAACAACCCUGAAAUUUUAGAUGCUUACAUGACUUUCACUGUGGAAACACCUCUUCUGUCCGAAAGACAAAGACGUGAAUUGAAUCCAUUGACUAUAAGGAUUAAUUCAGCUACCUGCCUGCCAAACACACCUGUACCAAUAGAAGUGCUACAGAGAUUGUGUGUUCCCACCUACUGCAAAUACAAAUUUCACAGCUUUCCACCUCAUCAGACUCAUGGACAAGUCCAUGGAACUCAUGUCUACUUUAAGGAUGUUAAUGUACUUCUAACAGGGACAAUGAAACCUGGGGAAUUACAGAGGUGUCUUAGAGGUCCACCUUUGGAGAUUGAAGUUCAUGACCGGGAUAGAAAUAUGAAUAACAACACAAAAAAGCCCUGUUUGUUUGGGGAAGAUGAACCUGAUGAAAAAGUGGGUAAGGUGAGCUUCCCUCCUUGCAAAUCCACAAUCUGUAGUUCUUCUACAAAAAACAAAGUGUGGCAUCCUCAUGGGGUAGCCAAAGUCAGUCUAACUGAGUUAUUGUUGGGGAAAAAGUACCUGGCUAUCAGUGCUCCCAUUCGUAGCUGUUCAGCACCAAAUACAGCUACUAUCAGUGAGGAGGAUAAAAAAAAGAAGAUAGCAGAAUCAGUGAAUAGUUCUUCCCUGCUGCCUAUGGGACAUUAUCUAGAAUCAGACUCGCUUUUGAAAAUAAGAGUGGAAAUAGCUGUGCCGUUGGGAUUGCAUGCUGAAAUUGCUGAAGUGACAAGUUGCCUGUAUGGUUGUAUAAUCUACAUUUUUGACUACAAUAAUUCACCUUUAUUACACAAUUUGGUGGAUGAGAUUACAGAAAUCAAUGCUAAAGCCCUCCAGCUGGACUGCUAUCCUGUGCACUUAAUCACAAUGGCUCUUGCUGCAUUAAAACUGAAAACCACGCUUGAGAAAGUUUCUGAGUUGGAUAUUGUUACUGGUUUUCACUUACUGGAUGGAGCAACUCAUCUCUUUGUCUUGGAGGGAUUAAAAGACAAAGCAAUCAAGAGACUAUGGGAUAGACACUUUGAAAGGACUUACAGACAUGAAGAUGGACAACUGGAAAUACUGUAUAACUCACAGCUGUCUUUCCCUGAACGCCUGUAUACAGACCUGGAAGCAAUCUUUUAUCAUUUCUGCCUCUGUCAGCCUCUCUGCACUAUAACAAAACAGCCUCUGCUUUACAUCAGAGGUAUGGUUCCUUGGGCAUGUUUCCAAGCCUUGUCCAGGCUCAGUUACCUCUGUCACAGUAAGAGGUUGAGGGAUGUAAUUCAUGGGGAUCUGCUGCCCUCAGCAGAAAUGAUCUCAGUCUUGAGUCACGAGUAUGGAGUUCCCGUAACCGAUGAGGAUCUCUUCACUAGGAAACCUCCUUUACCCUCAUUUUCCUCUGAUGACUGUGCAGUACCAGGAAAAGUUAUCAGAGUGAAACAGGCAGUAUAUUCUUCAUUAGAUAACUAUAAUGAAGUGUAUGUGCAGCAGAAGAAAGAAAUAGCAGACAAAAAGUCUUUUGAGAGAAACCAUAUUGAGGCUAACAUUGAUGCUAUAUGUCAACUCAAAGGAAAGCUGAAAAAGCCAAAGUUUGAAGUUUUCAGGAUUUCUCCUAUUGAUGGCAAAUCUGUCUUCAACUACAGCUCUCAGAGACUGAAUUCUGCAGAACUUGCAAAGCAGCAUCUUCGUCAGGAAAUGGCAAAGGAACCAAAGAACAGAUUCACUUAUUGUCACAAGUAUCUGUCAGCCACAUUUGACCCAGUGGAUGUGGCUGCUGCCUGUAAGGAAUUCUUUGCAAAAUCCAAGAGUAUGUGGCUGUCACCAGAUGGAUUUGUAUUUCCUGGAUUUAAGAGCAGCAUUGAAAGCAACCUGCACCCUCAGAUGCCUGAUGAGGCACGUUUGGAGGAGCUAAGUGAGAAAUGGCAGGAGAAUGUUCUGCAUGCUAACAUGGAGCCAGUGCUGUCACGAGACAGAUGGAGCUGGGACAGACGGCACAUUGAUUUUGAUCUUUACAAGAAGCCACCUGAGCUCUUCACGACAGCAGCCCCGCAGACUGAUGCUACUCGGAUUCUGAAAACUCAGUUUGGUGAUGCCAGGCCGAAAGCUCACCAGCACUCCACAGCAGCUGAGUUACCCACAGGUGGGCGAAGAGCCAGGUUUCAGCUACGGAAAGACGAACCUCUGAAAUCCUCUCAGGAUGGCAGGACCAGUUUUGAAACUACCAAGUGUCAGAUUUGGGGAUGACCCCUUCACUCAAAAUUGACCAGAAGACAUUUUUGGUAAUAAAUCCAGAUGGUUUACACACAGAAAGUAUGACGUCUCAAGGCCAGGGAAGUCAAAGGUUAAUCAGUCUGGAUUUGUCUAACACUUAAUUGUAGCAAAUUUGCUUCUCCUGUAGCAUAAUUGUUACCAUGAAACUUUAAAUGAGCUACUAUACAAUCACCUGUGUGCCAAACUCCCACUUUACUGUCAAUAAAUUUGACAAAAUAUUCUUGUUAGACAUUACUAUUUAUUAAUGAUUAUAUGGAAAAAGUUUGGGAAGAACUGCAUGGUAUUAGCAGGUUUAAGAGAACAUGCAAAUUUGUAAUUCAUUCAUAAAUGUGUAUGUAUUUGUUAACAUAGUUUAAAUACUUUAAUAGCAUGUGACUCAUACGUUCAGAACACCUGAGAGGCAAUUGCUGUGGUUACUGCACUUCUUGAACCAAUCGGUUUAGAAACAUUCUGGUGUGCUGUUGGUUUUACGGGAGAGUUUGCUGUGGUAAAUUCUUAACAAAUGUAGAGUGUGCUUUGGGGUGUAAUGAAAGCUGCUUGUCAUUGAGGCUUUGCGAUGUCUGAGCCAUUAGCAUGCAACGCCCGUUGGUUUAGGGCACUCUUAGGACAGCCUCAUGCUCCUCCACGUUUCAGAGCUGAGGGGAAAGUUGGCUCAGGGAGGCAAAAGCAGCGGGUUAGAGCCUUGUAAAACACAGACAGGCUGUAACAUUGCAAGGAGAAGUCUGAGGCCUCUUUAUUACAAAACACCUAGUGAGGCACAAUGGUAAUAAAUACUGAUGGUUAAGCCACAUGAUCCAGGGAGUGCAGGCAUUAAACGGGUAGGACUGGUAUUAAAGUAC
Athene cunicularia (burrowing owl) is the source of this 4293-nucleotide messenger RNA. It is a transcript of the gene CFAP92, whose product is annotated as KIAA1257 ortholog. The record is from RefSeq and is a predicted model, not a curated record. Bases 29 to 3427 code for a protein of 1132 amino acids. The transcript has 16 exons. NCBI's taxonomy places the organism in Eukaryota, Metazoa, Chordata, Aves, Strigiformes, Strigidae.